UUAGGCUACGGAUGCGUAGGAUGUGGUUAAGGGUGAUAUUUUUAUAUUUAAGUAACUAGAGCGUUACAUCACUCGUUUGAUAUUUGAACCUAGAACUUUCAAGGUUCGAGUAUCAGCGGAUUUCAAGAAGGAGCGCUCUGAUUUUGGAGAUGAAACCGGCAUGUCUUCGAAGAGUCAAAGUUAGUAAUCCGAAGUGGGAAAAGUAAACUUGUUUGGGUUUCGAAAAUUGCGCGCCCGAUCGACGAAUACUUUCUACAAGCCGUCACCAGGGAAGCCGAAACCGGCUAGCGAAGAUGUCGUCACGAUUCGUCUGAAACGGGAUUAAAGUUCUGGAACAAAGAGAAAUAAGCCGCGAACUGAAGUGACAAUUGAGUCUCAAAAUGGAUGACAGUGACAGUGGAGGAUUAAUAUCCACUGAAGAGGACCAAUCUGGCGAGUCUUCUGGGUCUACAGGAAAACGAAACAUGGAGAAAAAGAUUUCAAAACUAAAAUUAAAGCUGAAAGGAUUUGAAAAGGUGGUUGAAGAAAGGGACACUCUGAGACAAGAGGUUCAAGUACUUGAACAUCAAAUUGAAGAGCUGAACGCUGAACACGCACAGGAACUAUUGGUGUUAUCGACAAGCUUUUCGGAGCACUUGAAUCAAUCUUCAGCUUCCGAAGACCCUGGGAGUCCUGCCAAGUUAAAAGCGGAAUACGAGAAAGAGAUGCAAAAGUUACGGUCUACAAUUGAAGACAAGAACUAUCACAUCGGUAACCUGCAGAAGAAGCUGGUCGAAGCACAAUUGGAGCUAGAAAAGGAACUUGACAGACACGAAGAAGAGACCGAAAGUCUUCGGGUUCGUUUAAAGAAUGGGGAGACUGAUUUUGAGAAACUUAUCGAGGUGCGCCUCGACGAGGUAAGAGGGCAGUACGAGAAGGAACUUGAGGAGUUACGAGCCCGGAUAGAAGCAAUGAAGAGGGCACGGGUGGAGGUAGAAAUGGACGACAUGAUAUCGCAGCUCGAAAAAUCCAAUGCGGAAGUAGAAGAACUGAAAGAAAAGAUACGCCGAGAAAAACUAAACGAUGCAGAAAGAAACAACAACGACAGUGCCAGUGCAAAUAGUGGAGUGCAUAAUGGCGAAGUGGAGGAACACAGUGAGGAAAAUAACUCUACGAAUGUGAAGUCAGUUAUUGCCCUGAGUCACAGUGGAGAGAGUGACACUUCCGAAAUGGAAGCACUCCGAGCAGAGCUUCACUCCCAUUAUCAACAAGAGAUCGAACAAGUUGCCAAGAAACUAAGUGAGGAGUAUCAAGCUGAAUUGGAUGACAGUCUCUCUAAAAUGGAAGAGGACUGGGAGCAGCAACUAGAGCGGCAAAAGGGCGAAUAUGAGGAGAAGAUUGCAGCUUUGCAACGUCAGUUGAAGAGCCAAUACCAAAACGAUCUUGACCAAGUGACAGCAGACAUGGAGGACCAGAUUCAAGGCCUGAGAGACAGUCAUUCUCAAGAAGUUGCCGAGCUCUUGGGGAAAUUAAGAGAGCUUUCCGAAGAGCGCCGAAGAUCUGUCAUCCAACAAGACACCACGGAACAGGAAGUUGUUAUAAUCAAAGAGGAAUGUCGGUCUAAAGUGGAGAGCUUAGAGCAAGAGUUACGCACUGAGAAAGAAAAAGUUUUCGAAUAUCAGCAUCAGAUGGACACAGUAGAGGCGCAAGUGCAAGCGUUCAGGACCGAGAAGCAGGAGGAGUUGAAAAUGAUAGAGGAGGAAAUGCGACGACAAUGUAAGGCUUUCGUGGAGAAAAAGUCCAACGAAUUAAAGGAGAGAUACCAAAGUGAACUGAAUGAGAAGUUGAACAAAUGUGAACAACAUUGGAGAAGGUUGUACGAAGAAGACAUUGGAAAAACGAGGUGUGAGUUGGAAGAGAGUAAUAAGACUCUCAAGGAUAAAUACGAACGACAAGUGUCGGAAAUCAUGGUUCAAAUGGACGAAGUACAACAGAGGACUAGGGAAGUUCUUAUGCAAGAGAAGAAGCAGUUUGAGGAACAGCAGAAGGAGCAGUUUGAAAGACAGCUAUCUGAAGUCAAAGAGGAACUGCAGCCCUACAAAGAUAAGUGUUUGGAACUGGAAAAAGAAAAUAAGUCGCUCUCUGAAAAGUACGAACGCGAUCUGUCAGAGUUGCAGGUUAAGAUGAACGAGGUGGAAGGACGAUACAAGGAGGAUAAAGGAAUCGAGGAACAAUACUUGGUCACUCUUAAAAGUGAACUCGAGCUAUACAAGAACAAGCUGCAGGAAUUACAGGACGGUAAGAAGUCCUUGAUGGAAAACUACGAAGCCCAACUGGCCAAUUUGAAGAAAACGUACGAGGAGAUGGAAGAUGGGGAAAUAAAAACUCUCCAAGAAGAAGUUAACAUUUACAUUAAAAAAGCUGCAAGUCUCGAAGAGGAGAAAAAAACGUUUUUGGAAAAGCAUGAAACGGAAGUGAAUGAGUUGAAGUCCACCAUACGCACAGUGACAGCCGAGCUAGAGUUGACGAAAAGCAAAAUGGAGAAUCUUGAGAACGACAGAGAUAAAUUGACUGGCAAUGUUUCGGAACUUACACAACAUCAGGAAUCUGCGAAGGAUGUGUACCCCGAGCUUGAGCAGAAAAAGCAAGAAAUGGGUAAUAAAUUUAUCGAGGAGUUGGAAGGAAAAAUUGCAGAUCUAGAAAGAGACCUGGAGGAUUCUCGACACAUUUGUUACGAGUUGCGGGAGGCUAAAAGAGCAUCGGACAACAAACACAACGAAGAACUCGAGAGCUUGAGAGCCAAACUGGAAGGAGAGAUGAACGCAGCUAAUAGCCGUGAAGAACAGUUUCAAAGUUUGACAAAAACGAUAAAAAGCCUAGAAGAAAAAGUAACUCACUUACAAACUGAACUUGAACAGCUUAAGACCAAAGAAUUAGAUCAAGAAUGUGCUAACAGAAAAGCCAGAGACAACGACGCACAAGAAAUCUCCGCGUUACAGAAGAAAUUGUUCGAGAGCCAGGAACUGUUUGAAAAGGAGAAACAGAGUUUAGAAGAACGGUUACAACAAAUCAAGAAAGAGCUAGAUGUUUCAGAAGGAAAGUUUCAACAUCUCGAAGAAACCAAGAAAAUUUCUGAUGAUCAACAUGCAACUGAUGUGGAGAGCUUGAUGUCGGAAUUAAACGUCUUGCGAAAUCUUAGCGCAGAAGUAGAGCAGCUACGAAAGCUGGAAAGGGAGAAGGAAACUUACGAACGGGAGGUGUCAAAACUGACAGAUGAGAUCGAGACGCUUAAAACUAAGAUUCAAGAACUAGAAGAAAUAAAUUCUAACUCUUCACAAGAGAUUAAAGCUCUUCAAAAAGAGGUAGAAAUACUAUACGGUUCUAAAGGCACCGAAUUUCUUGACUUUGAAGAGGAGAAGCAAAAGUACCAGGAAGAAAUGGAAGCUCUUAAGGCACUUACAGAGGAGCAAAAACGUAUAAUACAAGAACUUGAAGACGAAGGAUGUAACAAAUUUGGAGUUCUUUUGAGCCAGCACGAGAAAGAGCUGGAAAAUUUGAAAGCGGAACUCGAAGAACAGAUCGCCAGGAAAAGAGAACAGCUGUCAAGAGAAUCGUCUGCAAAGAGACAAAAACUUAAAGAUGAAUACGAAGGGAAACUCAGAGUGUUGUACGAAGACCUUGUUGCUGAGAAAACCAGAAUAAAGGAACUCAUGAAAUUUAAUGAAGACCUCAGCAGAAAGCUUAGCUCUUCGCAAGAAGAGUGUGAUGUUCUUACAGAGGAAAUCGAACGAUUGAAAGAAAUGGAAGACAAGUUCAUCAACCUGGAAGAGGAAUUGGCCAAGGCGGCUAAACUUGAAGAGAGAGUGGAAGAGUACGAAAAGAAAAUCAGCGGCCUUGAAGAAAAGUUAUCGAAUGCUGAAAACAGAGAAGAGGUGAAAGGUCAAACGGAGGACGAAGAAAGUGAGAAGGAACGGGAACAGUCUCUGAGAGAAUAUAAAGAGAAGGUCGAGUCCUUAGAGAAUGAACUCAGCUGCGCAAAACAGGAGGUCACCAGAUUGCAGGAAGAAAUUAACAAGAUGGGAGAGAAGAAUGAACUCGACAUCAACAAAGUGGUUGAAACGCACGAGGAAAGGAUGAAGAAUUCCAACGAUAGAGUCCAACAUCUAUUAGCUCGUAUCGAGGAAAGUGAAAAGGAACAUCAGGAAAAUCUUUCAGCACUGGAGACUGAGACAGCUUCCCUGAAAAAACAGUUAGACGAUGCCUUUGGGGAGAAGGAAAAGUUGCAAAUUAUGGUUAAAAACCUCGAUGCUGCAAAACAAGCUGUCGUUCAUAUGUACGACGAGAAAAUCGAAGUUCUGGUCAGUGACUUAGAGGAGGCAACUGAGAGGGUUAGCAUUGCCGAGGAAAAUUUGAAAAAGACCACCCAACAAUUUGCUAUCGAGCAAGCGAAAUUGGAGAAUGAGGUGAUAAACCUUCGUGAUGAAAAUGAACGACUAAAGGAACAACAUGGUUUGUCAAUUCAAAGUCUUGAAAGUACGCUUAGCAAUGAGGUUGAAUCAAGAGACGCCUUGCAAAAGAGAGUUGCUGACUUGUUAGAACAAUUUAGUGGCGAAAGGGCGAAUUUGGAAGGAAAGCUGGACGAAGUUUGCGCCGACAGUAAAAGACUUGUAGAAGCCUUUGAAGAGAAGAGAAAAAUGUUGGAGGAUGAGCUGAUAACUGAAAAGAAUGAAAAAGCAGCCACACUGAAAGCUUUGGAGGAAAGCAAAGAAGAAGUGAUCAAUCAUAUUACCAAGGUACAAGAAUUGGACAGCACUGUGCUUGAAAAAGAAAGCACAAUAGUGAAUCACGAAGAGACGAUAAAAGAGGUUGGCCAAGAGCUCAGCAUAGAAAAAGAGAAGGUAUCUAGAUUAGAGAAAGAGAUGCAGGUACUCAUGGAAAACCAGAGCUCGGAGUACGUGCACAGUCUAGAACGUAUAAAGAACGACCUGAAACAGGAAUACGACGAAACAACAAAGCAAUUGAAGAAAAAUUAUGAAAAUAUUUUCGCCAAAAUGGAGGAUGAACACCGAAUAAGCCGCGAAGAGAUUGAAGCAGAGGUAGCAUCUUUGAAAGGUAUGGUAGAAAAUCUGGAACAGUUGAAUCAACUGAAAGACGAAGAACAUGAGGUUCUCAUGACAGAUCAGGCGAGCAAGCAUGAAGCCCUGGUGGCUAAUUUAGAAACGAGUUUCGAGAAAGAAAAACAUCACUUGGUAGAGAAAGUCGACACUAAGGAAAAGGAACUGGAGGAGAUCAAGAGCGAAACUAACUUCCUCGUGGAGAAGCACAAGGCUGAUUUGAUUGAAUUAGAAUCCAAGUUGUCAGAGCAGUAUCAGACGCAAUUAAAAAAUGUCAAAGGUGAAGUUCAAGUGGCAGUAAAAGAGAAGGAACGACUGAAAGAGGAGUAUGAAAAGGAGAUAGAAACGCUUAAAGAUCAACUUAUUUUUGAAAGCGCUUUCCAAGCCGAUCUUCAAACCCAGCAUGACAAAGAAAUGGUCUCUCAGAAAGAAUCUUUGGAAGGUGAACAUAAGAAGCAAAUUGAGAUCAUAAACGAGACUCUGCAGGAACGAAUUCGGCAACUGGAAACGACAAAAACUGAACGCGAAACAGAGAUCGAGGAAUUAAAAUUUAAAUUAGAAGAAUCCCAAGUAGAGUUGGGUACCUUUACUGAUCAGCACGAAGCAGAGUUGGGACGUCUUCAAGCACAACUGCUGGACAAAACUCAGGAAUGUGAGAGGUUGAAAGAACAAGUGGGUGUUGAAGUGGUUCAGCUGUCAUCUCGAGUUGAGAAAUUGUCUGCCGAGAGAGAACCUCUCGAAGAAAACGGAGAUAAAGAAAGCAUGAAGCUUGGUUACGAGGUAAUGUUGGCGUCUUUAAGAGUUGAAAACCACGAUCUCAAUGAUCAAGUUCAAAGUCUCAAGGAAGAGGUGCAAAGUACUGUAAACGCUCACCAACAAGAAAUUGACUUAACAAAAAACGAGUUGGACCGACAAUUUAGACAACGGGAAGACCAGAUCAAUAAGGAACACUCUGGAGAACUAAAAAAGCUCAUGGAAAAGCUACAAGACUUGGUGCAACAACAGAACGCGUCCAAAACACGCACUGAAGAGCACAUGCAAGACUUAGGAACAUUACGAGCAGAAUUUGAUCACAAGUUUCAACGUGUCCUACGGGAGAAACAAGACGAGAUGGAAGAACAUAGAAACGCCCUUCACCAACAGUACCAGUCAAAAUUUUUUGAAAGCGAAGAGCUACUGAAGAAGAAAGAUUUGGAGGUAAAGGGUCUUCACAGGGACUUGAAGACUCUUCUAGACCGCAUCGAUACAUGUAAAGAAGAAGUAUUCGGGUAUCAAAAGGAUUUGAUGAAGGCUACUGAAGACCUAAAAAAGCUCCGACGAGAAAACUCCGAACUAUACCAAAAGCUUCGAGAACAAAUAGCCAAGUCACGAGGAGCUUCGUUGGGCGGUGGUCAGAAGACAAUAGAAAAGUUGCAACUUGAAAAUGAAAGAUUAAAACGGGAAAAUGAAAACCUGAAGAAACUAAUCAACAGGCCAUCACCUUAUGUAAUGAACGGACUUCGAGAGUCAACAGCAUUUAGUGAAGGAUCUCAUGUCCUACAACUCAUCAAACUCAUGGAGCAGUUGAUGAAGGAGAAAAACACUCUGGAAUUGAAACUACGACAGGAAAUCUUAGAUUUGAAAACAAAGUUCGGAGUCCUUGGUGAUACAAGCAAGGCCUCCGUAAACAACAGCACUGUUAUGUCAGUAUCAUUAUCACCUGAAAAGCAUCUUAGCAGGGACGGCCUGGUGGAAAUGCUUCACGAACUCAGGGAGAACAAAGUGAAACAAGAAGAGGAUAUCAAAAACCAUGCUCAAGAGACUGAAACUAUGAUAAGCGAAAUCAAGAAAAUGCUGGACUCCACUGAAUUUACAGAUCUUAGGCUACAGGAAAUGCUGCAAAGCCAACUGAAGCACCUGGAAGAACAAAGAAGAGUCCUGGUACAAAGGCUUUGGCAGCUCAGAGAAAAGCACCGAGCGGUAGAAGAAAAGCUAUCUAGACAAUUGGCGGGAAUCAGUCCUCAAAACAGCAGUAAUAACUCAGACAGUGCGAAAUCAAAGUGUUAUGAGAGUAUCAUCGAGGAGAAUAUCAGACGUGAGAAGGAGCUUUUAGCGCUAAAGCGUCGACAAGUGGAAGACCUUAAUGCAAGGAUAACACGUGAAAAACAAGCAUUGGAGAAGCAUUCCAAAGAGAAGCAAAUAUUGGAAAAGGAGAUGAAGGAGAAAGAGAAGCUCGAGAGCGAGCUGUCCAGUCAAAGGCGAGAUCUGGAGAGGAAAUGGAUGGGACGGUUGAAAGAGAAGGAGAUCCAACUGAAAAGAGAAAGAGAAAUUUUAGACGAAAAUAGGAGACGUGACGAAGUUGAAAAUAUCCUGCUCAGUCAACCUUCCCCCAGAACUACCAGUAGAGCAGGAGGUGCAGAUUCAAGAUCAUGUGUUAAUUUCCCUCCGGCGAGCCAACUACCAGCAGAAGGAGUGAGAUCUCAUGGGUGGACCACUAGUUCAUCGACGCCCAUCCAAAUGGGUGACUAUUCUUCACGUGAUGGAAAGCAAUUAAGCGAUCGAGCGGCGACUUCAGACACUCGUGAGUCUUGGCGGUACGGAAAGUCAAAACGUUCAUUUUCGAAGAAAAGGGAGCAAACUGGAAGUAGCCGCAUGGAAGUCCACAUCCCAAAGCUGGAACUUUCGGAUGAUUCGGACGCGGAUCUUGGUCUCGCAAACGACUCGAAUUCUUGGGAUAUCGAAUUGGGAGACGACGAUUCUGAUCUUGAACUUUACAGUGUGCAGUCCGUUGAAGGCUUCGAAAACUUUGAGGAGGACUGGGGACGAAGGCUUGAAGAAGAAUUAAGACAGAUAUCGGCAAGUGGGGCUGUACUGCAAGCAAAUGAUGCUACAGAUGCGCAAAAGUUUCCACCAGUACAACCAGUAGGAGGGGCGUACCAGGAAGAAAUAACAAAGAGUAAACUCACUGCGAUGGAUAACGCGCCGUCGUCACUCUACAAUUCAAAAGUCGACUUGGAUACUAGUUGGCUUCGUAAACUUAGCCACGAAUACACGCAUCCACGGGUUAAUCAUCCACGGACGUCAACAGCCAAUGGAACGCAUGAAAAGUCAGCGGAUCCCUUUAGUGUUAUUGAUGUGUCACGUAUAACGACCGAACUCGCUUCUGUACCUAACGAUGCAACUUUGCGUCGUAUUUCACAAGAGCAAGGACUCGCUCAUAAGAAACGUGCUCACGGAAGUAUUAGCGGGGGUUCUAGUACCUCACAUUACGUCGUGGAAUCCUUGUUUCCUUUGCAUCGAAACCCAUCCAAAGAGAGCGGGAUCGAUUCUCCAAGUUCAGUCCGUUCGGAACCAGUAGUUUCAGCAUCGCGACGUCGUUCGCUUCGUAGUGAACGUGCCUCGGGAGUGUAUCUUCUGAACGUUGAUGAGUAUGUGGACCGUCAUCUGGUGAGGUCGUCUGAAGAGGUUGCCAAAAUACGCACCUUAUCUCCCUCCGAGAAGCGUUUCGAUUUAUAACACUUAUAUUUGUCUGGCGUCCAACUGAUUGUGCUUCACAUGGAUUGUUACAGUUGCUUGUUGAGAUGUCUAGUCUUUGAAAGAUAUCACUAGCAUUUUACCUGUAGGCGGAGUGUAUAUAUCUUGUAACGUUGAAGGAUUAUCCACAUUAUACUACUGGUGGUAUUCAAAGACUCAUCGCCGUACAAAACGGUUUAAAUUUAACUUUGCAUGUUUAUCUCGUGUGCUGCGAAAAUAGUAAAAAAAAUGGUGGUUAUUAUCACCAAGAAGCAAGUUCCUGUUAAGAGUUCACUCAAGCUCGAAUACGUCACAACGCGUUUCUAUGAAAAGACCCUUGUUCGUACUAUUUGGUCACAUUACUCUCAGAGAAGAGUGUGUAGGCAUAUAUAUCAAACAACACAUAAGACUAAAUUAAUGAUUUUGUUAGGAAUUUAAAUGUACCGUUGCCUUGAAAAACUUUGGCCGAGUUCUGUUUUAAACCAGAUUUUCACUUGUUAUACUUUUUUUUUAUUUAAAGAAAUAUUUUUAAAGAAAAGUAACGACCUAAAUAAUUGCAUAAAUAAAUAACGUUGUACAUUAUUUAAGUGUGUUUACGGAGGUGAGGUAACCUGUAUGAGCCAAAAAGGAGUUCCAGAGGACAACGCCCAUUGCAAAUAUAUCUGAGCAAAACUGGAAACCAAAUAACGCAUUUUAUUAUUUGACGCAAUCUCCUCCAAAAAUUGUGACAAAGUGUUUCAGUACUGCGUUAUGUAUAUAUUGUUUGAAAGAGCCUUCCCGAUGCACAACAUAACAUUGAGUGGCAGACAGUCUGCUGUAAGAUCCUUCAGAUUCCCAUGUUCUAGUUCAACGAUUUCAUUGUUGCAAUUUGAUUUCCCAUUUGCGAAACACACUACCUUACAAAACAAUACCAACUGAAAACAAAGAAAAUCCUUCGCUUUACUGCGAAGGAUCGUGCACAUAUACGUUUCAUAACCGCAGUUCAUA
Molecule: messenger RNA, 9572 nt
Organism: Stylophora pistillata
Lineage: Eukaryota; Metazoa; Cnidaria; Anthozoa; Scleractinia; Pocilloporidae
Source: RefSeq, a predicted model, not a curated record